AUUGCUCGGUGGCCGGUCGGCGGUGGUGAACCGCUCAUAGUAGUUUGUAGCCAGGUCAGGACGUCCGCGGCGUGCGCUGAUGGGGGACCGCGACGAGGAAGCCGAUCCGGAGGGGCCGGGAUGCUGCGCCAUCCUGCUGACCCUGGUGUCGUACCUGCUCAUCCUGUGCACACUGCCGUUCUCGCUCUGCAUGUGUAUCAAGGUGGUCCAGGAGUACGAGCGAGCUGUGAUCUUCCGACUGGGUCGCCUGCUGCAGGGCGGUGCCAAGGGGCCGGGCAUCUUUUUCGUGGUGCCGUGCAUAGACACGUACCGCAAGGUGGACCUGCGCACCGUCUCGUUCGACGUGCCGCCGCAGGAGGUGCUGACGCGCGACUCUGUGACGGUCAGCGUUGACGCUGUAGUGUAUUACAAGGUCAGCGACCCGGUGAUGGCCGAGAAUAACAUCGAGGACUACAGCCGCUCCACCCGGCUGCUGGCCGCCACCACACUGCGUAACGUGCUGGGCACCAAGUCGCUGGCCGACCUGCUGGCCGAGCGAGAGACGAUCGCCCAGCAGAUGCAGUCCAGCCUAGACGAGGCCACCGACCCGUGGGGCGUCAAGGUGGAGCGCGUCGAGAUCAAGGACGUGCGUCUGCCGCUGCAGCUGCAGCGCGCCAUGGCCGCCGAGGCCGAGGCGGCCCGCGAGGCGCGCGCCAAAGUGAUCGCCGCCGAGGGCGAGCACAAGGCCUCGCGCGCCCUCAAACAGGCGGCCGACGUGAUGAACGAGAGCCCCAGCGCCCUACAGCUGCGCUACCUACAAACACUCAGCACCAUCUCGGCUGAGAAGAACUCGACCAUCAUUUUCCCGCUGCCCAUCGACGUACUAAGCCACUUCUUGGACAAGUAGCCGACGGACGGAGGGGGAAGAACCGAUGGAGGAGCGGCGACGGCCAGCCGAGCCGAGCUGAGCUGAGCUCUGACUGACAGCAGCCGCCAGCUGCGGGCCGGGGCAGCCCACACACCUCAGCACGCCUCAGAGAGGAGCCGGGACCGGCGAACCACAGCGGUGCGGUCGCCGCACCCACCGCAUGGACACACGUGCAGCGUAUGAGGUGAACUUGGAGCACGGCGGCCAACCGUGCACACAGCUGUCCCGCUUGUUGCUAUGAUCAUGAUUUUAUUUUCGACAUCGCGCUUGUUUUAGAUAAGUGUGUUGUAGGGUUAGACGAACGCUAAGACCGUUGUGUAUUUGAGCAAAAUGUUAAUCCUUUGAAGAGGACGGAAAAGACACCUUCUUUUCAGCCGGAAAGAUUAUGAAAUGGAUGUCAAUUGGCGAAUAUCUCACCAGCUUCGCGCGCGAUUUCUGUACGGAUAAGACGGGUUACCUACAUACACACACGUCGAAACAAACGGUUUCUUUGAUUUAAAUGAAAAUGAGCACCUUCAUAUACAUGUAUCACGAAUCACAUUCAUGUCCCGCGGGCAAAAGAGACAUCGCAUCUUAUUUUCACAUGCCCAUUUGAGGCCCGCUUAAUUGUCGCUGUGCUUCUAUGGUGCUUGGGUCGUGGGUCCAGUAAAAGUAUAACAGCGAUGGGAGAACAGAGGACCGUCUCCCCCUCACACACCGGGUGGGACACACCAGGUCACUCGAAUAGCACACAGGGGUCACUGGAUUCGUUCACAAGCUGCCUCCGGCGUCGGAGGAUAACACAGUGUGUUGUGCGCACAACACAGGAUCCCGGCCGCAGAUCUUUUAUCGACUGGGUUAUGUUAGAGCAUCUACCUCCAAACUUAAGUUGCCUUUGUUCCUAGCAUGAAUGCUGCAAGUGUACAUUCUAAGUAGCCAGUCCAUAAGCAACGUGCCACUGAUUUACCAGUUUCCACGUGACGCCCCAAAUCCGAAAUGUGCCGCUAUUAAAGCAUCGGUCCCAAUCGCAUUUGUUAAAGGCAUUUGUGAACUAACACAGUGGGGUACAAAAAAGUCCUUCUUAUUUGAACCACUAAUCAUUUUAGAUUCCUCGUCUUCUAUUACAGCACGCAUUUAUCUGUUAUUGUGUUCACUUUUUAUGUUUUAUUUUUCUGCGAUUUAUGCAAGCUUGUAACCGGUUAGUUCCAUUUUCGAGCGAUGUCACAGGGAGCAGUCACACUCAUCGCGGCUUUGUGUGAAUUCAGCUUCGGCCCUGAGUUUGGUGUAGCACGGGGGCGCCAGUGUUGUGCACGAGGUCGGAUCAGAGUCCGAACGCGGCUGCGUCGGCGCGCGGUCCUGCCGGCCGCUCGUGCUAUCGCCGUGUGUUGGGAGGCGGCGGUCGUAGCCGCAGCCGACCUGCUCAUCACUUUACGAUAUUAUCUCGUUGUUUUGGAGCUGUGCGCGCGUCGCGCUCCUAUCGGCGCGACCAUCUCCCGCGCCAUCAUACUAUCAUUGUCUGUCGCCAUCCUCUCUGUGCCGCGCGGCGGAGGCGGCCCUUGCAUGCGCACAUGUGUGUCGCGGUCUGAGCCGGUCCGCGCCGGCUGACCGGCAAUCAGGAGCGGUGCGCCGCGCCGCCGCCCACGGGUCUGUUCUCUGUGCAGCGCGCGCGCUCGUGUGUGCGCAGAUCUGUCCGCUGACGCGGGCCACUGUCGGCGCGGCAAAGGGACCGAGCCGCCGCGACCUAGCUGCUAGCCGUCGGUGUCAGUGUGCUCAGGUUCGUGGAUUUGUACCUUCGUACACGUGCCUGGCUUCGUUCAAGAGCAAGUUUCCGCCACCUCUGCUCCAUUUUGUGUACCUAUGGCAUGCAGGAAUACUACAAUAAAUUGAUGCACAAAA
Molecule: messenger RNA, 2782 nt
Organism: Amphibalanus amphitrite
Lineage: Eukaryota; Metazoa; Arthropoda; Thecostraca; Balanomorpha; Balanidae
Product: mechanosensory protein 2-like
Exons: 6
Coding region: 80-886 (268 amino acids)
Cellular component (GO): plasma membrane
Source: RefSeq, a predicted model, not a curated record